CGGAGGCGGAGGCCAGUUCCCCAGUUCCAGUCGCCGUCGCCUGCACAGUUGCAGCCGCCGCCUCCCAGCCGCUCGCCCAAGGAAAAGGGAACGCGCGCGAGCUCGGGCGUCCCCGCCCCAGUCUUUCCCCGGAACCAUGAACCCUAACUGUGCCCGGUGCGGCAAGAUCGUGUAUCCCACGGAGAAGGUGAACUGUCUGGAUAAGUUCUGGCAUAAAGCAUGCUUUCACUGCGAGACCUGCAAGAUGACCCUGAACAUGAAGAACUACAAGGGCUAUGAGAAGAAACCUUACUGCAAUGCACACUACCCCAAGCAGUCCUUCACCAUGGUGGCCGACACUCCGGAAAACCUCCGCCUCAAGCAACAGAGCGAACUGCAGAGUCAGGUGCGCUACAAGGAGGAGUUUGAGAAGAACAAGGGUAAAGGCUUCAGCGUGGUGGCGGACACACCUGAGCUGCAGAGAAUCAAGAAGACCCAGGACCAGAUCAGCAACAUCAAAUACCAUGAGGAGUUUGAGAAGAGCCGCAUGGGGCCCAGUGGAGGCGAAGGUGUGGAGCCAGAGCGCCGAGAACCCCAGGACAGCAGCAGCUACCGGAGGCCGCCAGAGCAGCAACAACCACAGCCUCACCACAUCCCGACCAGUGCCCCAGUCUACCAGCAGUCCCAACAGCAGCAGCUGACUCAGUCCUAUGGUGGCUACAAGGAGCCCGCAGCCCCUGUCUCCAUACAGCGUAGUGCCCCGGGUGGCGGCGGGAAACGGUACCGUGCAGUGUAUGACUACAGUGCUGCCGACGAGGACGAGGUCUCCUUCCAGGAUGGGGACACCAUCGUCAACGUGCAGCAGAUCGAUGACGGCUGGAUGUAUGGGACCGUGGAGCGCACCGGCGACACAGGGAUGCUGCCAGCCAACUACGUGGAGGCCAUCUGAGCCCUGUGCCGCCCCACCCUCCGUCUUCAGUGCAUUCCAUGGCAUCACAUCUGUCCUGGGGCCUGACCCAUCCA
Peromyscus eremicus (cactus mouse) is the source of this 1002-nucleotide messenger RNA. It is a transcript of the gene Lasp1, whose product is annotated as LIM and SH3 protein 1. Gene Ontology annotation, molecular function: actin filament binding. The coding region runs from base 137 to 928 and encodes 263 amino acids. Lineage: Eukaryota; Metazoa; Chordata; Mammalia; Rodentia; Cricetidae. Gene Ontology annotation, cellular component: focal adhesion. The transcript is spliced from 7 exons. The record is from RefSeq and is a predicted model, not a curated record.